AUGUAUCUUUUUUUGCCAAAAGAUACAAGAUACUAUUAUUGUAAAAAUAAUUCCCGAUUAGAAAAUUUAAAAGAAAACAAUUUUAAAUAUUGCGCUUUUUUAAUUACACCUUUGAUUAGCUCUCUUACAAAAAGGUUUAAUUUAUUUUUUGAACUAUCUCCUGAAAUUAAUGAAGCUAUUCUAGCAACAUGUUUCCAUCCAAAUUUUAAACUAAGGUGGAUUCCAGAUUACAUUAGUGAUCACGAAAAAAAAAUAAUACAGAAUUUGUGUAUAAAUGCUACAGAACAAAUUAUUAAUGAAUGUAGUAACCAUGAAUCCAGUAGAGAUUCUGAAGACGGUUUUUUUAUAUUUUCUCCUCAGGUUGAAAAUAAACAGCAAUCACAGAAUGAACUUGAAUUAAUAACUUAUUUUAACGACAAUAACAAAUCAUUAAACUGUUUAAAUAAUUAUCCAUCAAUAAAAAAACUAUUUAUAAAAUAUAACACAAGUCUAUGUUCAUCUGCUCCCGUUGAGCGUUUAUUUUCAUUUGCUAGUUUUGUGCACUCACCAAGUAGAUCUAAUCUAUCCGACCACAUGUUUGAAAAAUUAAGGUAA
Messenger RNA from Macrosiphum euphorbiae (potato aphid), 594 nucleotides. The record is from the annotation of a GenBank genome assembly. NCBI's taxonomy places the organism in Eukaryota, Metazoa, Arthropoda, Insecta, Hemiptera, Aphididae.